Oreochromis aureus is the source of this 2495-nucleotide messenger RNA. Its product is annotated as zinc finger protein 492-like. The coding region runs from base 146 to 1072 and encodes 308 amino acids. The transcript has 3 exons. The record is from RefSeq and is a predicted model, not a curated record. Lineage: Eukaryota; Metazoa; Chordata; Actinopteri; Cichliformes; Cichlidae.
UGGAAAGACUUCCAGCUUCAUCACGGAGUUUCUCUCGGUUUGUGGGCUCAUCUAAAGCUGAGUAACAGGAGGAGAAGAGUCUGGUGGUGCAGCAGAAGAACAAUUUCAGCCAUUUGGACUCAGCUCAGCCACUACAGAGGAAACAAUGACUUCAACACAAAAGGACCAACAUGGAGCGAGAAGUCAGCGCUCUCAGGAGGCCGACAAACCUCACAGAAGAAAGGGAGAGAAAACCUACAGCUGUGAUGAGUGUGGGAAGUCUUUUACCCGGGCUGAAACCUUAAAAACUCACCAACUCAGCCACAGUGGAGUUAAACCUUACAGCUGUGACUUGUGUGGAAAGUCUUUUACCCUGGCUGGACACUUAAAAACUCACCAACUCAUCCACAGUGGAGUUAAAGCUUACAGCUGUGACUUGUGUGGAAAGUCUUUUACCCGGGCUGGAGACUUAAAAACACACCAACUCAUCCACAGUGGAGUUAAAGCGUACAACUGUGAGUUGUGUGGAAAGUCUUUUACCCUGGCUCAAAGCCUAAAAAGACACCAUCUCUUCCACAGUGGAGUUAAACCUUACAGCUGUGACUUGUGUGGAAAGUCUUUUACCCAGGCUGGAGACUUAAAAACACACCAACUCAUCCACAGUGGAGUUAAACCUUACAGCUGUGAGUUGUGUGGAAAGUCUUUUACCCUGGCUGGACACUUAAAAAAACACCAACUCAUCCACAGUGGAGUUAAAGCACACAGCUGUGAGUUGUGUGGUAAGACUUUUGCUGUAAAUAGCGACUUACAGGGGCAUCUAGUUAGCCACUCUGGAAUUAAGGCGUACAGCUGCGACUUUUGUGGAAAAAGUUUCAGCAACAAACACUACCGAAAUAUUCACCUACGGAUUCACACUGGAAAUGAUGUUUACUGCUGUGAUCAGUGUGGGAAACUGUUUGCAACAGAUGCACAGUUACAACGACACAUGUUUAGCCACACUGAGGAGAGACCUUACAAAUGUGACCUGUGUGAGAAGACUUUUAAAGCUCCACAUCACCUGAAAAGACACCAACAGAUCCACACCAGAAAGUAACUCUACAAGUGCAGUUACUGUGAGGUAUGUAUUUAGUUUUUUAUCUUGUAAUUUUAACCAUCAACGGGACCAAAAAACCACAUCAACGUCGACACACUGGAGACAAAAUGAACUACUGCAAAGAAUGUGGGAGAGGCUUCCACACACCAAGUACAUUAAAAAUACAUGAACUCUUCCACAGUGGGGUCAAAAAGCACAUCUGUGACCAGUGUGGGUCAUCCUUCACCACUGGACAUGAGCUCAAUGAAAAAGCAUAAGCGAAUCCACACAGAAGAGACACCAUACAAGUGCAUUUUCAUCUUUUCUCAUUACAAACAGCUACAUCCACUUCUGUUGGGCUUAGGCUACUCACUAGGGCUGGGUAUUGUCACUGAUUUCUAUAAUCGAUUUGAUUAAAUUCAAUUUUGACUCAGUAACUGUGUCAAAGUAACUGAGGAUAAAACACAGAAAAACAGCAAGCUAAGCAUUUUUCAAUUUGGCAUAAUUUAAAAAAAAAUUAUUAAACAGCAAACAUGAAGCUUUCUUUUGGUCGGAGAGGAACAAAAGCUGCAGCUCAGAAUCAGUGAGAUGUUGACUUUCUGCCCCGACGGCGUGUCCGUGUUCGUGCCGUCAGGUGAGAAAGACGACAUCUGGUCCGCGCUUUGUGUUCACGUCUUUGUGUGGAAUCUGUUCACCUGCUCUCAUUUAUUGUUUUAGCUGUUUGGUGGUCAUUGAAAUAGUUUUGUGAGCUCCUGGCGUUUCUGGCAAAAUACAUUUAGAUUUAGAAAUCGAUUCAGGAUUUAAUGAAUCAAUAUCGCAUUAUUCAUCGCGUUAUUAAUCGAUACCGACUUGGUAUAGAUUUGAUACCAAGUCGGUGUCGGUAUCGGAUCGAUUCUAGCCUGGUGAGAUCGAUUCUUUACUUUAAUUUCUGCUCUUGUUUGCAAUGCUGUGCAUUCGGCAAAGACCAAACAGCCAGGUCGGCGGACUCGCUGCUCCCGUGUCAGCGAAGAGCAGGCAGACUUUGCUCCUCCUCCCCCCUCUUGUGUUUAGAUGUUACGCUGUCAUGUGAUGUGACUUUGGGGGAUUGUUAAGUUGUUUACAUAUUAGUUAUAUAUUCACCAGUUGUUUUUGUUGUUGAGAAUUUUAAUUGUAAUUUUUGUAUUAUAGUUUCUCAACAAUACUUGUUUCUUUUAAUUUGUUUACUGGUUUGCAUGCACUUUUUAUUUUUCUAGAUUUUUCUAAAAAAUAAAUUUGAAAAGAAUUGAUAACUGUAAACCACCACUGCAGACCCAAUGGCAUUUUCAUGCUUCACAGCAUCAUUCAUUCUUACAAGUCAUCCGGCUUGUAAGAAUAAAGGCUUUGCACCCCUGAUGAUCCACCAGGACAAACUCAGCAGUGUGUGAGGAAGAGGAGGAGGAAGAGCCAGCAGCAGCUGACAGAUGGA